AUGGCCGGGCCAUGGCGGCGGGCGCAGGUUGCGUGCGGCUGUGGGGCGCUACGCGGGGUUGGGCGCUGCGGCGGCCGCUGUUGGCUGCGGCCGGGGGGCGGGUCCCCAGCACGGCCGGGGCGUGGGGAGCCCGAGGCCGGCCGGCCUGCGAGGCGUCGCCCCCUUGGGCGCUGUGGGGCCGGGGCCCCGCGCCCGCCGGCCGCUGGCGGAGCUUGUGGGACGCGGACAGCCGGGGCGGCGGCGGCGGCGGCGGCGGUGGCGGCGGGGAGGCGGCCGAGGGCGGCGGCGCGGAGGACGGGGCGGGCGGCGGGGACGGCCCGGUCAUCACGGCGCUCACGCCCAUGACCAUCCCGGACGUGUUCCCGCACCUGCCGCUCAUCGCCGUCACCCGCAACCCCGUGUUCCCGCGUUUCAUCAAGAUCAUCGAGGUAAAAAAUAAGAAGCUGGUGGAACUGCUGAGGAGGAAGGUCCGCCUUGCCCAGCCCUACGCUGGCGUCUUCCUGAAGCGAGAUGACAGCAACGAGGCGGACGUGGUGGAGAGCCUGGGUGAGGUAUACCGCACGGGGACCUUCGUGCAGAUCCACGAGAUGCAGGACCUGGGCGACAAGCUUCGCAUGAUCGUCAUGGGGCACAGGAGGAUCCACAUCAGCCGGCAGCUGGAGCCAGAGGCGGAGGAGCCGGAGGCCGAGCAGAACAAGGGGCGGCGCAAGGCCAAACGGGGCCGCAAGGAGGCAGGCGUCUCAGCGGAGGCGGUGGCCGGGCUGGAGGUCCCCGGGGGCGGCCCCGGCGAGGUGCUGAUGGUGGAGGUGGACAACGUGGUCCACGAGGACUUCCAGGUCACCGAGGAGGUCAAGGCCCUGACGGCCGAGAUCGUCAAGACCAUCCGAGACAUCAUCGCCCUUAACCCGCUCUAUCGGGAGUCUGUGCUCCAGAUGAUGCAGGCGGGCCAGCGCGUGGUGGACAACCCCAUCUACCUCAGCGACAUGGGCGCCGCGCUCACCGGGGCCGAGUCCCACGAGCUGCAGGACGUGUUGGAGGAGACCAAUAUCCCCAAGCGGCUGUACAAGGCCCUCUCCCUGCUCAAGAAGGAGUUUGAGCUGAGCAAGCUGCAGCAGCGUCUCGGCCGCGAGGUCGAGGAGAAGAUCAAGCAGACGCACCGCAAGUACCUGCUGCAGGAGCAGCUGAAGAUCAUCAAGAAGGAGCUGGGGCUGGAGAAGGAGGACAAGGACGCCAUCGAGGAGAGGUUCCGCGAGCGGCUGCGGGGGCUGCGGGUGCCGCCGCACGUCAUGGCCGUGGUGGACGAGGAGCUGGGCAAGCUGGGCCUGCUGGACAACCACUCGUCCGAGUUCAACGUCACCCGGAACUACCUGGACUGGCUGACGUCCAUCCCGUGGGGCAAGUCGAGCGAGGAGAACCUGGACCUGGCGCGGGCGCAGGCAGUCCUGGAGGAGGACCACUACGGCAUGGAGGACGUCAAGAGGCGCAUCCUGGAGUUCAUCGCCGUCAGCCAGCUCCGGGGCUCUACGCAGGGCAAGAUCCUCUGUUUCUACGGGCCGCCCGGCGUGGGCAAGACCUCCAUCGCUCGCUCCAUCGCCCGCGCCCUCAACCGCGAGUACUUCCGCUUCAGCGUGGGGGGCAUGACGGACGUGGCUGAGAUCAAGGGCCACAGGCGGACCUACGUGGGCGCCAUGCCGGGCAAGAUCAUCCAGUGUCUGAAGAAGACCAAGACGGAGAACCCGCUGGUCCUCAUUGACGAGGUGGACAAGAUCGGCCGCGGCUUCCAGGGGGACCCCUCGUCGGCGCUGCUGGAGCUGCUGGACCCCGAGCAGAACGCCAACUUUCUGGACCACUAUCUGGACGUGCCCGUGGACCUGUCCAAGGUGCUGUUCAUCUGCACGGCCAACGUGACGGACACCAUCCCCGAGCCCCUGCGGGACCGCAUGGAGAUGAUCAACGUGUCAGGCUACGUGGCCCAGGAGAAGCUGGCCAUCGCCGAGCGGUACCUGGUGCCGCAGGCGCGCGUCCUGUGCGGCCUGGACGAGAGCCGCGCGCGCCUGUCGCCGGAGGUGCUGUCGCUGCUCAUCAGGCAGUACUGCCGCGAGAGCGGGGUGCGCAACCUGCAGAAGCAGGUGGAGAAGGUGCUGCGCAAGGCGGCCUACAGGAUCGUGAGCGGCGAGGCCGCGGCCGUGGACGUGACGCCCGAGAACCUGCAGGACUUCGUGGGGAAGCCGCUGUUCACGUCGGAGCGCAUGUACGGGGCCACGCCGCCCGGUGUGGUCAUGGGGCUGGCCUGGACCGCCAUGGGGGGCUCCACGCUGUUCGUGGAGACGUCGCAGCGGCGGCCGCGGGCCCGGCAGGACGGGCAGGACGGGCAGGGCGGGCAGGACGGGAGCCUGGAGGUGACGGGGCAGCUGGGGGACGUGAUGAAGGAGAGCGCCCGCAUCGCCUACACCUUCGCGCGCGCCUUCCUCAUGGAGCGCGACCCCGACAACGACUUCCUGCUGGCCGCGCACCUGCACCUGCACGUGCCCGAGGGCGCCACCCCCAAGGACGGGCCGAGCGCGGGCUGCACCAUCGUGACGGCGCUGCUGUCGCUCGCCCUGGACCAGCCGGUGCGCCAGGACCUGGCCAUGACGGGCGAGGUGUCGCUGACCGGCAAGGUGCUGCCGGUGGGCGGCAUCAAGGAGAAGACGAUCGCGGCCAAGCGCGCGGGCGUGACGUGCGUGGUGCUGCCCGCCGAGAACCGCCGCGACUUCCUGGAGCUGCCGGGCUUCCUGCGCGACGGGCUGGAGGUGCACUUCGCCGCGCACUACCGCGACGUCUUCCCCGUCGCCUUCCCCGCGCAGCCCCGCGCGCUGGCGCUGCAGCGCUGA
Molecule: messenger RNA, 2873 nt
Organism: Erinaceus europaeus (western European hedgehog)
Lineage: Eukaryota; Metazoa; Chordata; Mammalia; Eulipotyphla; Erinaceidae
Gene: LONP1
Product: lon peptidase 1, mitochondrial
Exons: 18
Coding region: 12-2873 (953 amino acids)
Biological process (GO): protein quality control for misfolded or incompletely synthesized proteins; mitochondrion organization; chaperone-mediated protein complex assembly
Cellular component (GO): mitochondrial matrix
Molecular function (GO): serine-type endopeptidase activity; single-stranded DNA binding; ATP binding
Source: RefSeq, a predicted model, not a curated record